AUGAUUCUGAACUAACAGCAACAUCAUUUGUAGAUCAAAAAGAUUAUUCAGAAUUCUAUAUUGUAGUCUCGCGAGACAGACCAUCUACCAUCAGACCAUACACUAUCCUCAAAUCAAAUUUAACCAAAAUCUGCCAACAAGAAUCUAACUAUCUAUCAAGUCCCAUGAGUGAUAUAUGUCGUCUUCUGAACAUAAAUCAAUGCGUAAGAGAUAUCAAACUGAUUCAGCAUGUCGGAUAUCACAAUUUGGAAAUAUUGUGUUUUAAAUUGAUUUAUAGCAUCAGAUUGAUGUUGAUCCUUUGAUAUCUAAGCCUAUAGACUUCGAGUCUAAAUUCUGUCUGUCCCACA
Messenger RNA from Owenia fusiformis, 347 nucleotides. NCBI's taxonomy places the organism in Eukaryota, Metazoa, Annelida, Polychaeta, Sabellida, Oweniidae. The record is from the annotation of a GenBank genome assembly.